Messenger RNA from Racocetra persica, 431 nucleotides. NCBI's taxonomy places the organism in Eukaryota, Fungi, Glomeromycota, Glomeromycetes, Diversisporales, Gigasporaceae. The record is from the annotation of a GenBank genome assembly.
CUAAAAAAAAUCUAUCUAUCUACAAAAGAAAACUUAUCAACCACUACAACUUCACAAAAAUACCACCAACCUACUUCAAUCUACCUCCAGAGAGAGAACCUCUACUACUAACCUACCAUGAAUUAAAUAGCAGAGUUAGACACCUCUUUCCUAUUGACCCAUCACUUGAAGAAACAAAUAUCAGAGAUAUAGCAGAGAUACUUAGAAAAUAUUACAAGUUCAGAAGUAUACCAGAUGACUUCUUCAUACAAAAACCUACCCUACCACAGGACCCAAACAAACUGAAACUGCAUACCCAAUACACUUACCCAAUUACUGAUGACAAAAUUGCACGCGAAUUCUUCAACGAAGCAAAAGCAAAAUAUAAGAUAAACUUCCCAAUAAACCAGGCAAUUCUGAUAGCCAACCUAUUAAAAUAUCAAAACCAAUAA